UCCCCGUGGACGAAGAUCACGAGUCGUGAAACAGAAAAGUUCACCAUACAGAUUCUUGUUUUCGCGUUUUCCCAUUCGAAACAAGCGCAGAGUGAGCACGAGCGAAGAAGCCUCCAUCGCCACAUUUGCCGAGUUUUUAUUCCAGUGAGUAGUGAGUGUGAGCUUUGUUGUCAUCGUGCUCGCAGUUAUCUCACGCUCACGUACAUCAGUUGCUGAGAGUGGACAAAAGUCGAUGUGCUGAAAAAGUAUGGCCACUAACAACUAUUUUGGAUUUCCGCAUGGUGCAACGCAGUAUGGUACGACGGCCACCGGAACAGCCUACCCGACAACGCAGACGGGUUAUGCAGUAGCAACAGCGGCCGCACCGGCAGCAGCAGCGACCUACGGAACAGCCGCCGCAGCAGCAGCACGUCCGACCGGUUACGACCAGGCCUAUCAAACGGCGCCUACCCCGGGAACAUACGCAACAACUGCAACGGCGACGUACGACUACGGAUACGGUCGUACAACCCAAACGUACGACACCAGUAAGACGUACUACCAGCAAGCGGGAGCUACAGGCUAUACGGCGGCACCGACCGCGUAUGACGCUUCGGCAGCAGGUGCCGCAAAGGUAAUCAACUUCCAACCAGCCACCCAAGCCACGUACGCCGCUCAACCGACGCGCACCACCAUUCAAACGGCCAAGACCGCAGGCGCGCAAUACACAGGUCAACCAACGGCCUACGUUCCGCAAACCACUGGUUACUCUCACACGGUAACCACGGUUAACAACGCUCCGAAAUCGGCUGCAACAGCUCAAACCGUCGGUCAGAGCUCCAACUAUUCCGGUUACGAAACGGCCCUCUACAGCGCUGCAAGCAUGUACGUUGCUCAACAGCAGAACACUAAGCCAGCCAAUAUCGGUGGUCAGCAGGGAACCGGCGGUGGAUGGCAAGGCUACAAGAAAGGCGGCGGUCAGCUGGGAAUGCAUCCGUUCAAGAACCGCAACAAGCCUCCUCCAAAGCCACAACCGAUUCACUAUUGCGACGUGUGCAAGAUUAGUUGCGCCGGUCCACAAACCUACCGGGAGCACUUGGAAGGUCAGAAGCACAAGAAACGAGAACUUCUUUUGAAACAAGCUACUGAGCCGGGCACUGCAACUCCGGCACGGCCACCGAACAGUCUGCACUGCGAGCUAUGCGAUGUGACGUGUACCGGAAAUGAUGCCUAUGCCGCUCAUGUCCGUGGUGCCAAACAUCAGAAGGUUGUGAAAUUGCAUACCAAGCUUGGAAAACCGAUUCCGGCUUGUGACCCUGCUCCCAACACCGAGGAGAAGAAAGAGGGUGACAUUGAUGAACAUGAUGAACAUGUUAAGCCAGUCGGUAGUGAGUACAUUGAGGAAAUCAAGGACGACGAAGGCAAACUCGUCAGCUUCAGUUGCAAGCUGUGCGAAUGCAAAUUCAACGAUCCCAAUGCAAAGGAAAUGCACAUGAAGGGGCGUCGUCACCGUUUGCAGUAUAAGAAAAAAGUUCAACCAGAUCUGUUCGUAGACAUUAAGCCAACGUUGAAGCAGAAAAAGAUGGCCGAAGCUCGUGCCCAUCGUCAGGCUAUGCAGGAGGAAUAUUGGAACCGUCGUCGUAUGGCUGAGGCCGAAAUGGAUGACGGUGAACACGGAAUGCGUCAGUUUGGACGUCAUCCGUUCUUCGGAAUGUUGCCAGGUCGUCGUCCAGAAUCGUCCGACGAUCGUCAUGUUGUGGCACGUCACGCGGAAAUUUAUCCGAAGGAGGAAGAACUUCAAACCAUCCAGCGUAUUGUUUCACACACCGAAAGGGCCCUGAAGCUGGUAUCUGAUGCGAUGACAACUGGCGGCGUCAAGGAGGAAAAGAAGGAAGCUGAAACCGAAAAGAAGGAAGGCAAAGCUGACGAGCAAAACAAGGCUGAUGCGAAUGCGAUGAUAUCCUUCCACAAGGAAGCCGAAGGAAGCAACGUUCGCCUGCUGAAGGGAGUUAUGCGCGUUGGAUUAUUAGCUAAGGGACUCCUCCUGCACGGUGACAACACGGUUCAACUCGUUGUACUGUGUGCUGAAAAACCUACAACCUCUUUGCUGAAACGCGUCGUAACCGAGUUGCCCAUCCAGCUCAAGAAGGUCACCGAAGAGCAAAAGUACACCGUCACCAUGGCUCCGGUCGAGGGUGCCGUUCUGGUAUCGGACGGAACAAUAACGGUGAAAAUCUCUCUCACAUCCCCACUGCUCCGCGAAGAAGCAAACAGUACAGCUGCAAACGAGCAGGUCAACCAGGGCUCGGAAGAUUUACUGCCACGAGAGCCCUGUCUCCAGGCACUAGCCGCCCUGCGACACGCGAAGUGGUUCCAGGCUAGAGCUACCGGUCUGCAGUCCUGUGUGAUGAUUAUGAGAAUCAUGCGUGAUCUUUGCCAGAGAAUUCCCAUCUGGGGGAACAUCUCGCAGUGGGCCACUGAACUGAUCAUCGAGAAGGUCAUCUCAUCUGCCGGUGGACCACUAACUCCCGGUGAGUGUAUGCGUCGAGUGAUGGAAGCGAUUGCUUCGUCGGUUCUGAUCAACGGUCCCGGAAUGUUGGAUCCGUGCGAAAAGGAACCGGAGGAUGCUCUUGCCAACCUUAGCAAACAGCAGCGCGAAGAUAUCACCGUUUCGGCUCAGAUGUUCCUACGGUUCAUUGCCUUCCGGCAGAUUCACAAAGUGCUCGGAAUGGAACCGCUGCCGCCUCCGAAGUUUGUCGGAAAUCGCAACUGGCGCUUCAACCGCAAGCGUAGGCGUUCCGGUACCGAGGGAGCUGAUAGUGAAGCUGAUGGUAAAAUGGUCAAGAAAGAAGAGAACAAAGGUGAGGGUGCCACCAACAAUGCCGUCGUGGACAUGGACACCGAAAGUGGAAAGUAGAUUUGUAGGUUUUCUCCCUUGAUAUGUAAGGUAGGUACUUUUCAGCUAGAAUUUUAACAGACGUGAAAAGAAGGAAAAAAUCUUCGAAAGCAAACUUUUAAGACAGUAAAACUUUCAAAUAUUGGAUUUAACUCUGCUAUGAAACAUAUUAUCUUAUCAUGGUAAUGACAUAAAUAAUUCAUUGAAUGGAAUCAGACAUAAUAAAGAUUAAGACCAAAAAAAAAAAAGGAAAAUGGACAUCAUAAAAUGAUAACAAAAAAAAAUCUGGAUACCUAAAUUGAAAUUUGUUCGUCCUCGAAGAUUAAAUGCAAUAUUUGAAUUGAUACGAGAGACGUAGCCAGACGCCACCAUUUCCUUUUAUUCGCCCCCUCAUCAGGAAUCAUAUUCAGGUGAAUCAGUCAGAAAUAAGAAACCAAAUCCUAGGCAAUCUGUUUGUUGUCAAAGUCAAUUUUGAAAACGAAAAUCCUCUCUGAAAUUUUGUUUCCUAUCCUUGAUUCCUAAAAUAUAACCUUUGCUAUCAAAUUUAGGAAGUGAGAAAGAUGAAUUGUAAGACUAACUUUAAAGAAAAGCAAAAUAACGUUUUGGAAUACAGCAACAGCAAAAAUCAUAAGUGUAUUUAAUCCUCAAUCGAAAUCAGAUAGAAAUUGUAACUAACAUUAACACUGUAUGAACAUUUCGUAUCCUUUGGGAAAAAGUCCUCUUUGAGCAACUGAAAACAGUAUGAUAUUCAAAAGUAACCAUGCAUCCUCCGUUCCACAUGCAA
Molecule: messenger RNA, 3659 nt
Organism: Ochlerotatus camptorhynchus
Lineage: Eukaryota; Metazoa; Arthropoda; Insecta; Diptera; Culicidae
Gene: Zn72D
Product: Zinc-finger protein 72D
Exons: 9
Coding region: 248-2896 (882 amino acids)
Cellular component (GO): precatalytic spliceosome
Molecular function (GO): zinc ion binding; single-stranded RNA binding; double-stranded RNA binding
Source: RefSeq, a predicted model, not a curated record